CCGUAGAGGUGCCACGGUGGUUGAAAUGGUGAUUUGGAACUUGGGUCGGAACGCAGGACCGAGACCGGGAAUUAUUGGAGCGAAUAACGCACUCUGAGAGCGCGUACAAAUCAGACUGGAUGUUCGCUCUGCUUCUGCGUGCGUAUAAAUUGUGAAAAUGCAGGAAAAGCUCGCGAAUCACACAGCCGCGACCAUCACGUCUUCUCGGGCUUCCGCGUUUCUGAUCGAAAACCUCCUCAGCACCGUCCACCACGGACACGGGUCUCCAUGGAGCCAGGGCGGAACGAAGAGCGUUCUUCCGGAUCCCGGAGAUACUCGAAGGAUAAGGACAGCCCGGGCAGGCGACCCGGGGUCUGUCGUGCUCAGCGGUUCUCCAGACGUCAGGUCGCCUUUCCAGUGGGAGGACAGCGGGCCUGACUUCCACUGCAGGGCAUACGAGACACCGAGCAGUCCGAGGGACGACGCCAGCAGCCCGGGAGAGGAACGCUGCUGCUCCUCGGUGAACACCUCCGACCGAGACUCCUCCGAUUUAUCGGAUCCGACGGACGGCCACGACCAGAAGACGAGCGACGGGAACCUGACGGACGACGGAGAAGACGACGACGGAGACAGGUCGGACCACGACGCACCGCUGGACCCGGGCGCCGUGCGCAAGAAGAAAACCCGGACGGUGUUCAGCCGCAGUCAGGUCUUCCAGCUGGAGUCGACCUUUGACCUGAAGCGGUACCUCAGCAGCUCGGAGAGGGCGGGCCUGGCCGCGUCGCUGCAGCUCACCGAGACGCAGGUGAAGAUCUGGUUCCAGAACCGGAGGAACAAGUGGAAGAGACAGCUGGCGGCGGACAUAGAGGCGUCGGCGCACGUUGCUCCUUCUCACGCGUCGCAGAGGAUCGUGCGCGUCCCUAUCCUGUACCACGAGGCCCCCAGACACGCAGCGCCGCCGCCACACGGAUUCAACCUGUCACAGCUGUCCCAGUUAUCCCAGUUAUCCCAGGGCUCGCCCCCAGUCUUCUCGAACUCCCUCCACUACCCUCUGACCUCUUUCGCUCACUCCAUGAGUCUGCUGAGGUCACAGAUGACAGGCCUGGUUUAAGGACUAUACAUCUCUUUAUUAUAAUUAUUAUUAGCAUUUAUGCAUAUCUAUUUUAUAUUCUAACUGACCCGUGCAAUAAACCCCCCGAGGCCCAAAGAAGAAAUGUUGGCUGUGUUUUAAUGACAGUCCAUCAACACGAUAAAUGAUGAAUUUUCAUGUUUGCCCAUUUUGUAAAUGUUUAAAUCUAUACUCUUCUUAUCACGGUGUUAUUACGGUUUAUAAGCAUGCCGGGACUAGGGGCUUGAGGCCGACCUUGUUAUUGUAUUAUUGAUGACACAUAUUUUUGCAGACUUUUAUAUGCCUCACAUUUUUAACAUUGUCAAUU
Molecule: messenger RNA, 1415 nt
Organism: Gadus chalcogrammus (walleye pollock)
Lineage: Eukaryota; Metazoa; Chordata; Actinopteri; Gadiformes; Gadidae
Product: homeobox protein HMX1-like
Exons: 2
Coding region: 158-1090 (310 amino acids)
Biological process (GO): regulation of transcription by RNA polymerase II; negative regulation of DNA-templated transcription
Cellular component (GO): nucleus
Molecular function (GO): DNA-binding transcription factor activity, RNA polymerase II-specific; RNA polymerase II transcription regulatory region sequence-specific DNA binding
Source: RefSeq, a predicted model, not a curated record